Molecule: messenger RNA, 1467 nt
Organism: Sorex fumeus (smoky shrew)
Lineage: Eukaryota; Metazoa; Chordata; Mammalia; Eulipotyphla; Soricidae
Gene: OVCH2
Product: ovochymase 2
Biological process (GO): proteolysis
Molecular function (GO): serine-type endopeptidase activity
Source: RefSeq, a predicted model, not a curated record
AUGCCUAUGAGCAAGAAUAAGCUGAUUUUACUACUUGGAAUGAUCUGUCUGGAAAAAUGUAAAUCUGCAGUUCACUUUCUCCCCAAAGAUUACACUUGCGGAUGGAGUCUAGUGCAGUCACAAACUUGGAAUGAUUUAACACUGUUUAGUCGCAUUGUUGGGGGAAGCCAAGUGGAAAGGGGUUCCUACCCCUGGCAGGUGUCUCUAAAACGCAAUCAGAAGCAUAUCUGUGGUGGGACCAUCAUCUCCCCACAAUGGGUGAUCACAGCUGCUCACUGCGUUUCCAAUGUAAAUAUUUUACCAUUAUUGAAUGUUAAUGCUGGAAAAUAUGACUUGAGCCAAAUAGAACCAGAAGAGCAAAGUCUCACCAUUGACACUGUCAUCAUACACCCACGUUUCUCUGCCAGGAAACCAAUAGACUAUGAUAUUGCUCUUUUGAAGAUGACUGGAGCUUUUCAGUUUGGCAAGUUUGUGGGUCCCAUAUGUCUUCCGAAGCGAGGAGAACGAUUUAGGGCUGGAUUCACUUGCACAACUGCAGGCUGGGGCCGUUUGACGGAAAACGGCAGUGUCUCCCAAGUUUUGCAGUCAGUAGAGCUGCCCAUUUUGACCCAGGAGGAGUGUGUGAAAGCUCUAUUAAGCCUAAGCAAACCCAUCAGAGGACAAACCUUUCUCUGCACAGGCUUUCCAGACGGAGGGAAAGAUGCAUGUCAGGGAGAUUCAGGAGGUUCCCUCAUGUGCCGGAAUAAGAAAGGGGCUUGGACUCUGGCUGGCGUGACUUCCUGGGGUUUGGGCUGUGCCCGAGGCUGGAGAAACAAUAGGCAAAAAGAUCAUCAAGGAACUCCUGGAAUCUUCACAGAUCUUAGUAAAGUGCUUCCCUGGAUCCACAAACACAUCCAAGUGGGUAAUAAAAGAAAGAACUCCAGAGAUAUCUGCUGCAGACAGUGUGUCUGGACCCUAUUGGUACCAGAGGGAAUGCAUUAUGUAUUACUCAUUUUUUCCGACUUGGAUGCAGAGUCUUGUCAUCACAAUUACCUAUUAGUAGAUACUUCAGAAGACAGACUUACUGGGAAAUUGUGUGGAGUAGGCAUUGCUUCAUCAGUUCUUUUUGGCUCCACCUCUAUUGGGAUCUUUGAUACCUCAGGUUAUGCCAUUGGGUUUAAUCUCACCUACAAAACUUUUAAACCAAACUAUCUUUCUGAUUUGGGCUGCAGGUCUUUAACCAUCCUUUUAAAUACAGCCUCAUAUAGAGUCCUAACUAUCCUUAGUGAUAAGAGAAACUGUAGUUUUUUUUUCCAAGCCCUUAAACAUUACCUGAUUAAGAUUUUCUCAGCUUUCCUUUUAGAAUCCGGAAAUAGAGAAAGUAGAGACUGCACUGCCAACGUUGUGAGAGUGUACAAAGAUGUAGAAAAAAAAGAGGAAAUCCUUUUCUGCUUCUCUAGAAUCUCUGCUUCCUGUGCUUGCAUUUGA